Messenger RNA from Aphanomyces astaci, 546 nucleotides. RefSeq lists its product as hypothetical. The record is from RefSeq and is a predicted model, not a curated record. The coding region runs from base 16 to 546 and encodes 176 amino acids. The transcript is spliced from 2 exons. NCBI's taxonomy places the organism in Eukaryota, Oomycota, Saprolegniomycetes, Saprolegniales, Verrucalvaceae. Gene Ontology annotation, biological process: intracellular signal transduction.
UGAGAGUCCAGCUCGAUGUCGAUGGCAGUGUUGUUGGCGAUAACCUUCGCCGUCCUUGGGAUCGUGGUGUCUGGUAUGUCCGUGGUGUUCUUUCCAAAUGGACGUGAUUCGUUGACCGCGCCCACCCGUGUGUCCAACACCGAAGGCAUCGCAGUGCAAGUGGGGCCAAACCAGGCCAAGACCGUCCAGGCGUUGGUAGCGUACCUCUCGACAGUUGCUGCGUUGAGUUACCACGGAGAUCGCGUCUUCACGCUGACCGGCGACACUGUCAUGUCGUUCGACCAGCUGGUUGAGCACAAGCAUUUGUAUGUGACGGUUCCCGGCGAGGCGUUCGUAGCACCUCUGGACGACCUGGUUGAGGAUGAGGAGAUAGUAAGUUUUAAGUCGCCAAUUGUGCUGACAUUUUGGAACAAAUUCGAAGUGCCCGUGGACGUUUACUGGUUCGACAAGCAUAUUUACAAACUCGAUGCAAACGAAACCCAAGCGUUUCACGCAUUGCACGGCGAUCUCUUUGAACGAUUGGCCCCCGUGAUUGAUCGAGGCUGA